GCUCGUGAAAAAGAUAUUGGAUAUAUUGAAGGUUGUGGAGUGUGAAAUAUGCGGAAAUUAUACAGUUUGCGGUACAUGUCCUGAGCUAAUGUUACUUUGUCUGCUUGGUUGUUAUUCAUAACAAUGGUAGUUUCAAGUUCAAAAAAGAACCUCGAGGGUUGUAAAUUACCUGUAAAAUUACCAGACUCCGACUUUUUCCACACCGCUGAGAUUUUGGGUACUCGUGAUGUUGGUGAUUGUACAUACUAUUAUGUUCACUACGAUGACUAUAAUAAAAGGUUGGAUGAAUGGGUUAGUGCAGACCGACUGGACUUUUCUAAAAUAGAAAGACCAUUAAAGAGAUCUACUAAGGAACCUGUUACUCCUGCUUUCAGCGUUUCCUCCACGGAGGACGAAGUUAUUAGUUCAACAGAGCUCCGAAAUUCAGAAUCAGAUUUGAACCCUCCUCUCAAAAAUCGCUGCUCCAGCUCCUCUAGUUUGACCCAACUAAAAAGAAAACGACCCCCUGAUGAUGUCUAUGAAGGACCUAUACACUUGACACUUCAGAAUGAUUUGAAUGAUCUUGUGUUUGAUGACUCUCCAACUUCAACUGGUAAACCUAGACAAACGGGCAGUAUGGUUUCUAGCCACCAUGAACAAGAUACUGUUACAAGAAUGCGAAAUUUAGAAUGGAUUGAAUUAGGAAGAUAUCGAAUUAAACCAUGGUACUUUUCUCCAUAUCCACAAGAAUUAGCAAGUGUUCCAUGUGUAUAUAUAUGCGAAUUCUGUUUGAAGUAUUUGAAGAGUUUCACUUGUCUCCGCAGACAUCUGGCUAAAUGCACAUUGCGUAAUCCUCCUGGGAAUGAGGUUUACCGUAAAUUACCCCAUAGCUUUUUCGAAAUUGAUGGACGUAAAAAUAAAACUUACGCACAACACCUUUGUUUGCUUGCAAAACUGUUCUUGGAUCAUAAAACUUUAUAUUACGACACAGAUCCAUUUUUAUUUUAUGUUCUUUGUGAAAUAGACUCUCGUGGUUAUCAUCUAGUUGGAUAUUUCUCAAAAGAAAAAGAAUCUUCGGAAGAUUACAAUGUUGCAUGUAUCUUAGUACUUCCACCUUUUCAACGAAAAGGUUAUGGAAAAUAUUUAAUUGAAUUUAGUUAUGAAUUAAGCAAAAUUGAAGGUAAAUCUGGUUCACCUGAAAAACCAUUAAGUGAUUUGGGCUUAUUAUCUUAUCGUUCUUAUUGGGCUCAAACAAUUUUGGAAUUAUUAUUAAAUUGUAAAUCAACUGAAACUGGUCAAGAUCCAGCUUUAAGUAUCAAUGAUAUUGUCGAUCGAACAUGUAUUAAACGUGAUGAUGUCAUUGCUACAUUAUCACAUUUAAAUGUAUUAUAUUAUGUAAAAGGACAACAUGUCAUCUACUUAUCACGUGAUCUCAUUCAAGCUCAUCAAAAGUCCAUGCAACGUCGUAAUCUACGUGUCGACGCAAAAUUGUUAAAUUGGAAAUCAAGAGAUUGGAGUAAACGUGGUCGAUGGUAAAGUGUUGACUGAAUUGUUUUUUUCUGCCGGUAUGCAGAUAGAUGAUUCGGUAUGUGGGGAUUUUGACAGAGAAACACAUGCGCUCUCUCUACAUAUAGAUCGUUGUGUAUGUACGAAUGCAACAUGUGACGGCCUCCUUGUUUUGGCUCUUUUAAUGUGUACUGUUUCAUUGUGUGUGUGUGUUAGUUAGUUUUUCAAUGGUUAUUUUGAAUAUAUAUGUGAAUUUCGAUGUGAAAAAUUCUCAAUACAAUGUGUUCUUUGUUUUUGUGUGUUUUGUAAAAUGCAAUAAUACCUAUUCAAAAUGUGAAAGAUGCAUGUUUUUUCAAAAUGUGCAUUGUUAUGUAUGUCUAGUUAUUAUUAUGAUUAUCAUUUAUCAAGCUAAAUGUCGAUGUUGAAACGGGGGAUUGUAUGUGAUUCAGGCGAAAUAAAUAUCAUAAUAUUCAGUAAA
Molecule: messenger RNA, 1963 nt
Organism: Schistosoma turkestanicum
Lineage: Eukaryota; Metazoa; Platyhelminthes; Trematoda; Strigeidida; Schistosomatidae
Source: the annotation of a GenBank genome assembly